This is a messenger RNA of Rhopilema esculentum, 6075 nucleotides long. RefSeq lists its product as uncharacterized. Gene Ontology annotation, biological process: G protein-coupled receptor signaling pathway. Gene Ontology annotation, molecular function: G protein-coupled receptor activity. Gene Ontology annotation, cellular component: plasma membrane. The record is from RefSeq and is a predicted model, not a curated record. Lineage: Eukaryota; Metazoa; Cnidaria; Scyphozoa; Rhizostomeae; Rhizostomatidae.
CAUUUUCAUCGUGAUGCUGAACUCAUUGGCAGUCCUUGUGAUCAUGAGGUUUCGUACAAAAAAUUGCAUUGAUAUUUUGGUGCUUGGGCUAGCAAUGACUGACCUGACUAAGGGCCUUGUGCCCGUCCCCAUGUCUGUAUGCACUUACUUAACUUCUUGGUUCAUGAAGACUGGAACGAUUCCUUGCGACUUCUUGGCUGGAUCGCUUUCACAACCAACAGUGCGUCAAUGCUUAUUCUAACGAUGAUGGCGAUAGAGCGGUUUGUCGCCAUUGUCAGACCCUUCGCAUACAAAAGUUCCAUAACGAAAAAACGCAUGGAAAUAACAGUUUUCGUUGCCGUAGUAUUUUCAGCAUUUAUUUCACUUCUUCCCGUUCUCGGAUUCGGCCGCAUGAAAGCUUACAACAACGGAGCAUACUGCCACUUCAACUACGCAGAUAAAUCGACAGAAUCGAAAAUCUACUCGAUUUUCAUAUUAUUUUACGGCUUUUUAAUGACAUUUGUAGUCUUGGCUGCAUAUUCAAUAGUGUUUUAUAAAAUAAGAGACCUAAUAAAAAGACAUAAGAGAUUUGCCAUUUCUCGCACCAUUUCAACAUCAAGCGGAAAGAGAAAGAAAAGUGGAGAAAUAAACUUGAAAGUAGAGAAGAUGUUUUCAUAUCUAACACUUGGCUUAAUGCUGUUAUUCUGGUUCAGCUGGUUCCCAUUCCUUGCUGUUUUACUUCUGAAUCUAGUGAAGGCUUUGCCUCUGUCUCACGACAAAGUCGAUCUUUUCGCAAUGCGAGUUGCAGUGGUUAACUCAAUGUUAAACCCCAUAGCAUGUGCCUCCUUCUGCAAACCAUAUCGACGUGGAUUUUUCUAUUAUUAUCGAAAACUGCUCUCUUACGCUGGAUUUGCCAGACCAGACAGUGAUGUAUUUGAUCCAUGGAGACAAAAGUCGCAGAACACGCGUGAUCAAACUCCAAUGGGCUCGUUUGCCGCCCCUGCUGAGACCAAACCAACUCGCGUGGCCCUUGCUUCUGAAUUCCAUUCUCAUUAUGACUCAGGCUUCAUUAGCGACUCUUAUAGUCGAGGUGGACGAAUCCCGUCCGUGUUAGAACCUAUACUCACUCUAGACUGUCUGCCUAUAUUAGAAGAUGAAAGUAUGGAGUCAGGACAGAAAUCUGAGGAUGGAAGGCUAUUGGAAGGUCAGGUAAACGUGCAUCCAGUUCUCGUCCAGCCUGAGAUGAAGUCCCAAGAUGACGAUUUUGCCGAUGCUGGAUGUGCAAUCACAGAAUGGAAACAAAACAGGCAAUGUGGACAGGGGGUGGCUAAUUCUUCUGAAGAAAAGGAGCCCACCAAAACGAUCGAAUUUAAUGCAAAAGAAUUUAAGGAAACAUCUGAAAAUAUUCAGAAAGAAAAGAUAUUAAAAACAAAACGCUACUCAGUGCCGAUUCUCAAUUAUUGUGUGAAUUCGGAGAAGAAACCUAGACCGAAAUCAUUAGAAGGGUUCACAAAAAAAUACGGAAAGUUUCGUCCUUGGUCGUUGGCACUAAACGAAAGCUUUCAAAGAUGUCUUGACGAAAAUGCUUUUGAUAGUGCCGUCAAGCUCACGGGCUUCUCUAUAGCAAAAAUCACUGACGGUAGCCUUCAGCAAGGUGGUAGAACAAUCGAAGACAUACCAAAUUUGAAAGGAGAAUGCAAUAAUACUUGGGACGAUGAAUAUAAAAAGGCCUUUAGGUCUGAUAAAGUUUUUACAACAGAUAAUCUACAGGAAAGAUCUGUGGAACAGCAACAAUUAAGCAAAGCCAAGACUUUUAAUGACUGGAGUGUAACAGGAUCCAAAUAUUUGCUAGAACUGAAAGAAACUGAAAAUUAUCUCCCAAAAGAUGCACUUAUAAAGAGAAGGAUGUUCGCAAAAGCUCGCAGCAAAUCGACACCAACACCAAGCUGGGACAGAAGGGAAAAGGCUAUCGUAUAUUCAAGUCUAAGAGAUGACUUGGACAAAAGCCUCUUGCAGAUGGACCUUUUGGCAAAGGGUUUACUCACGUUUUCUUCGUCAAAAUUAGGCAACACAAUUAACUGAAACUGCAUAAAAUAUUUCAAAAUUUGUCGGUAGGCCGCACUUUGUUUGUUUUCAUCGUUGUAUUUGCAAUAUAUCCAUGGACAGGUUAUGUUCUAAAUUCAAUUAUGUCCCGCAAUAUUUUAGCUUCAAUAAUAAGUUAUUUGUAUUUCAAAGCAUUCGCCAAUCUCUCUUUUGCAAACCUGUCUAGUUUGUCUGAGUUAAAUAAUUUUCACCAACUAUUUCAUACUCGUAGCGACACAAAAGAAAACAUGUUUAAUUUUCUGAAAAAAUAUCGUUGAAAUGAGCAUGAUUUUAUUUUCUUACAAUAACAUGAUAUUUGAUCUCACAGUAACUUUCUAAUCUGGUCAUCAAGCUUGGAGAGAAUCCACAAUUGUUUCCUGUCCCAUUCUUGUCUCAUUUACCCCCCCCCCAUACAUUUUAACCCCUGAUCUGCUUAAAUCCCAAGAAUGUGUUUUAAUUGUAACACAAUUAGCUCGCUUAUUACAUUUUGUACAAAGAUUCUUAACAUGCAUGUUAUAUCGCGGUACAGGUUUCUACAUGGGGUCCCCAUUAUAACCUGUGCACAGGGCAACAAAAUUCCUAAUGCGGCUCGUGAUCUAAGAUUUAAUAUUAUUAAACAAUGAUAUUUUUCUAUGUUUUUGAUGCAAAAUGAUUUCAAAAUGAUUUUCAUUUAGUUUACAAGCAUUGGACUGUUCUCUGUUUCUAUCCACACAUGCAGGAUAAAUAUAGAUAUUUAUUUAAGUGUCAUUCUACAUAAUAAUUGACAGGUCCAUCCUCUCCGACGCAAUUUGACAGGUCCAUCCUCUCCAAAAUCUAUUGGGAAGGUUGCACCUACUAAACUAAAAGGGUUGCCUAGUCUACAGCACUGCGUAGAAGUCCUCUAAAAAUUCAAUCAAUACGUAUGAUACGAUUUUGUACGUAACGUAUCUCAACAGCAUAAAUAUAGAUUCAUGCUUAUCCAGUCUAAGUCAAAACGAGGCCCUGAAAUAAAUACAAAACUUUAGAAAUGUUUUAGAACGGAAUCUAGCAUUUGUAAACAACAGACGCUAGCCCUGCUCCAGUAAACAAUAGAUUAAUGACAGCUCGUAUUUCGCUUAAAGACAAUACUCACCUGACUGUAAUCAGUGUCUAUGCUCCUACAAUGCAGCAAUCAGAAGUAGAGAAAGAGAUGUGCUAUGUGCAGCUCGGUGAUUGUAUCACCAAGGUAAAAGGAGACAGCAUUAUUGUCUUAGGUGAUUUUAACGCCCGAGUUGGAUAGGAUUGGCAGACUUGGACAUCAGUCAUAGGAAAGCAUGAAGUUGGCAAAAUGAAUUCAAAUGCUCUACUUCUGUUAGAAUUUUGUACUUGUUUUUAACUUUGUGUCAUGGGUACCAUGCUCCAUCGUAAAAAUCACCUUAAAACUAACUGGCAACUUGUCCGUUCCAGACAUUGGCAUCAGCUAGACCAUGUAUUAGCUGAUGAAAAAGCCAGAUAAUUCAUUAAUGUUACAAAGAUCAACUCACGUGCUGAUUGCUGCACAGAUCAUAAGCUUUUUUUUUGUAAAUUAUCCAUCGUGAUUAAAAAGAAAAAGAGGACACCAAAACGUUCACCUAAACCAGAUACCAUCAUGAGUGAAGAGAGAAGAGAAAAGCCUGAGAAUUUCCUUGACGAACAACUUCCUGAAUGCAAAGAAUCCUGGGAACAUCUCAGAGAAACCCUUCAACUUGCUGCAAAGCAUAUAUUUGAUAAGAAAAAGAGAAAGAGCAUAGAUUGGUUUACGACCAAGAGGAUGACAUUCGAAAUCUGUAGAAAGAUAAGAAACUAAAUGCUGACAAGCAAGCACUUAGAGAUGAAAUCAGAAAGCUCAAGAAUGAAUAGUUUCAACAAAAAGCAAAAGAAACAGAAAGAUACUCGAAUGAGAGGAAUCACAGAGAGUUCUAUGCAACACUAAAAGCUGUGUAUGGUCCCAAAUCUUAAAACGUCCAUCGAGUAAAAGCAAAAGUUGGUGUUCUUCUUUUGGCUAAACAAGACAUAAAAAACAGAUGGGUUGAGCAUUUUAGUGAGCUUCUUAAUCAACCAACCGAUGUUGAUCCGGACAUACUCGAUGAUAUAGAGCAAAAACCAAUCAUUGAAAAAUUGGAUGAGCCUAUCUCUUUGGAAGAAAUAGAAAAAGUAAUCAAUAACACCAAGCUAAAAAGAGCUCAGGACCUGAUGGUAUUAUACCAGAGGUGCUCCUUUAUUGUAGCAAUGUUUUACGAUCAUUCCUUUUGGCAAUCUUUAAUCGUGUCUGAAUAACAGAAGUUAUGCCAUCCGACUUUACUGAUGCCAACAUUUGCAUCCUUUUUAAGAGAGGAACUAGAAGCCAACGUGGAAACUAUCGAAAUGCCUCAUCGGUACACUGCGGUGCCUUUAGGGAUGUUAAUAAAAUUUACCAUUACACUCUUUUUUUAUAAGAACCAGUAAAAUAAAGUUCAGGCUGGCUAUUCUUAAUUUGUGCGAAAAUCUGAGGAUGGAUUCUUCUGAAUUUUUUCUUAAAUUAUAAGUUGUGUAAUUGCUAGCAAUUGAGCUCUAGGGAAGUGUUAAAGCCUCGUUUGCCAACAAAGUGAGUAAGAUAUCCUUUAUUUUCCGAAAAGUUAGAAAGUUCGUCGAAUAAGGACCCCUAGAUGGCAAAAAAAUCCCGGUUUUUAAAUGAAACAUUUUUCAAAGUUAAAUUUUACAGCAGCUCAGCCUCCGCUUGGUUUUAACUUUGACCAAUUUAGAGGCUUGUGUUCUAAUAAAAUUAUUCUUAUAAAAAAGAGAGUGUAAAGGCAAUAUAAUUAUGUUUGAGAAUAAAAGUCACCAUUUGUUCUAUUUUAUAUGCAGCGGAAUGGUUUCCCCAUAAUGAUUUUUGAUGGCAUCGAGGGAAGCUUUGAUACACUUCGUCUUGAAAAACGUUUGUCUAUAGUGAUUUCACGUAUUGGUGUAACGAAGUCAGUGGGAUGCUAGUGUGCAGAUCAAAAGCGUGUUGUAAAAAGUAAGGGCAUGCUCUUUAACUUCAGGAUGGAGGGUUGCCUCACUCAUUAUAAAACUUUCUCUUGCUCGCCUCCCCAAGGCUAGGCAAACACGUCGGUGAACUAGUGGAUACAAUAAGCAAAGGCCUAAGUGGGUACGAGUUACCUUGAUAAUUAUUUUAGUGUUACGGGAACCGAGGGCCGAUUCCCCACAUUUUCGGCUUUUGCCAGGACAAAAUUUUUCUGCAGGGAAAAUGUGCAGCCACCAGCCCCCCCCCCCCAAUAAAAAGUAUUAGGUGACGCCCCUUAUCUUACUACAAAGACUUUGAGAACAAAGUCUAUCGGAAGCUGUUUACCCUGAAUCACAAUCAGGUUAUAGAGAGGGCAGAAGCACCAUUGACGGGAUAUUUACUCUCUGAAAAAUAAUGGAGAAAUGUAGAGAGCAAAGAAGAAACCUGCACAUCGUGUUUAUUGAUUUCUCUAAGGCUUUUGAUAGUGUAAAUCGUGAUAUGCUCUUCAAGAUUUAGGGAAAACUCGGCUGCUCUGCUAAAUUUAUUGGUAUCAUCCAUAAAUUGCAUCCUGAUACCCAUGCCAGAGCUAUUAUUGAUGGAGAACUUUCUAAUCCAAUAGCAUACAACAGUGGAGUAAAACAGGGUUGCAAGCUCGCACCGACUCUCUUUGCAAUCUACGCUGUAGUAUUAUUGUACCUUGCCUUUAAAAACGUCAACCCAUCAUAUAACAUCGAAACUUGAAAACAAUUUUCUUUACUCAAAGAAAAGUCAGUUCUGAAAUAAGAGAAAUAUGUUCCCAUUUCGAAGUUCCUGUUCCAAGUGGUUGUAUCCACCAACGCAUAUCUUUUUGGAAGAUUUUCGCUACCGAAAACAUUGGCGCAGAUCGCAAACGGCACUUCUAGCAAAACAAUAUUAUCCUUCUACGAAUUGUCAAAAGCAGAAGUAAAAUAAGUUGUUCUUGUAAGACGCCCGCUAUAGCUGCAAGACUCGAAUGAAAGUGAUUAAGUGGAAACCGAAUUGGUUCACGGGUUAAU